Messenger RNA from Homarus americanus (American lobster), 3671 nucleotides. Its product is annotated as esterase E4-like. The transcript has 12 exons. Bases 551 to 2635 code for a protein of 694 amino acids. NCBI's taxonomy places the organism in Eukaryota, Metazoa, Arthropoda, Malacostraca, Decapoda, Nephropidae. The record is from RefSeq and is a predicted model, not a curated record.
GGGAAUCUGUAACUCGCACUCAGUCACCUGUCACACUCAGAGAGGUAGUGAGCACCCUGUAAGGUUACACUCACCCUCCUGUCACCAGUUUCAUCAGUCACUACCGUGUCACUGUCACGUUAGGAGCGUCCACUUUUACACUGACCUGUGGUAGGAGGUGAUUUAAAAUUAGCGACAAGUUUUUGGUGUACAUCCCUACGUAUACUAUAUACUGUACUGUACUAGUAAAUGAAUUGGUUGAAUCGUACCUCGAGUGAGUCUUGUCCUAAACUAGAGUCGAGUUAUUUUUGUAAAUAUGAGAAUUUAGAAGAAUGAACGGCGAUUUUAUUUAAACUAAAGUCUCCUUUGAAGGGACAAUUUCAUAUUUAAAAUCAAACGUCUGACAGGAGGAUAUUACACCGGUGCGUUUUUAAAAUUAAAGAGUAGAAUAUACCACAAGGUGCGAGAAGUAUUAGCAGCGGGGAAAUAUUACACAAGAAAAGACUUUUCUCGAUAAGAUUAUUCGUGUUUACCAUAAGACUGAGGCCGUGUGUGGAGGUAUUAAGAGAACAUGACCCAGCCACCCACAGCUGCUUCCCGGACCACUACUGAGAUCUAUUACUUGAUAGACGUUUUUGUGAUGUUCCUCCUCACCCUGGCUGGAGGUGCCGGUGCCUGGGGAGGACCUCUGGCAGACGGGGAAACAGAGAGACUCGUCACUGGCCAACAACACACUACACCACUGCCACGGGCUGCCAGGAUCCUCUCUGGUGUGGGCGUGAGAGACACCCCCGUCGGGGAGGUUCAGCGUGUUGACCUGCCCACCAGCCUCGGCCUCAUCGCCGGAAUGCAGGAGUUCACAGAUCAGCCUACCAGCAGGCCCUUCUACGCCUUUAGGGGCAUCCCGUUUGCCCAGGCCCCACUGGGUCGUCUGAGAUGGGCGGCUCCUAGCGAGCUGGAGGGAGGUGGGGUGUGGCCAGGCGGUCGUUUAGAUGCCACCCAGCACCGCCCCUUCUGUCCCCAGUAUGACCACAGCUCUCAAAAGGUGAUUGGGAAUGAGGACUGCCUGUACCUGAAUGUAUACACGCCUGUUCUGCCAGGUCAGUCACUGGAAAGGCUACCAGUGUUAUUCUUCCUGCAUGGGGGCGGGUACCUGCGGGGAGCGGCAUCCGCCCUUGGCCCUCAAAAGCUCCUGAAGGAGAACGUGGUGCUAGUCACAGCCAACUACAGGUUGGGUGCGCUAGGGUUUUUGAGCACAAGGGACACCACACUGCCGGGGAACUAUGGGGCGCUAGACCAGAUAACUGCUCUACGCUGGGUCAAAGCCAACAUAGCACAGUUUGGUGGCGACCCCAACAGGGUGACGUUGGGAGGGUUCUCUGCCGGCGCCUCCUUUGUACACCUUCACAUGCUGUCUCCACUGUCAAGGGACCUGUUCUCUGGAGCCAUCAUGAUGAGCGGGGCGGCAAACUGUCUAUGGUCAGUGGCGGAUUACCCGGAGUACGCAGCCUACGACCUGGCUCGUGACCUCGGCUGCACCACCAGGUCCUCCUAUUACCUGAAGGACUGCCUGCAGGACAAGACAGCCCAGGAGAUCAUUCAGGCCCAGACCUCCAGACAUCGGUAUGUGUUCUGGCCAAUGCUGUACCGGCCGGUGGUGGAUGCUGGCCUCAGAGAGUCACCCUUCCUUCCAGAGCCUGUCGAGGUCCUCAUGUCCCGCCCUCCACCUCACCCAGUUCCUCUCCUGUUGGGGGGAGUGCCUGAUGAAGGAAUAUUCUUUGCUUUAACUGUGGCGAUCUUCUCCAAGAGUGGGGGCAGUGCCAGUGAGCUGUACAAGGAGGCAGUGCGCUACACGGUGGAGUCCCUAUGGCCGAACACCACCACCACCACCCCCGUCACCGACUCUGUCACCUCCUUCUACUACACCCACCAGGCCAGGGACAACCUCGACACCCUAGCUGAGGAGAUGAGUGAGACAUUCACAGACCUAUUGUUUACAUCGUGUAUAUGGGACGCUGCCGCCUACUUUGCAUCAUCCUCUCGAGUCCCAGUUUACACGUACCUGAUGACACACCGUGACCCCAGGUCUCCAACAUACGCCGCACCUCUGCACCGCCAGGCUGAGGCCAUGGGUGUGAGAAGUCGUGCCAUAUACUCCGGCAUCUCUCAUGGGGAUGACCUCGCCCACAUCUUCUCCUUCCCAUAUGACCUGGGUCAGCCGGGGUCAAGGGACUUUCAGAUUUCUGCACUUCUUAACUUUAUGUGGGCAACCUUCGUCCACACUGGGUCACCGCAGGAAGCAGACCUGUCCACAACAGGGAUGCCAGUGUGGACGCCCCUGGUGGCUGGGGAACAAGUCACCUAUUACAGCAUAUCCUUCACUCCAGGCAUGUCCUCCACACCCUUCAGGGGCAAGGAACGGAACUUAUGGCGACAGACACUGACGUACGUGGACACCACCUCGGAAACUUUUUUCGCUUAUUUUGCCUCUACUUGGGUGCUACUGGCUGUGCUGCUACUACUGUUGCUGCUACUGAUUGUGGUGGGCAUCUGUGUGUGGAGGAUGAGACGGAGAGACAAGUACCCAGGAAGUUCACUCACCCUGAGGAGCCGCAUUUCUCGCAACCCCUCUCCAUCUUCCUCCAGCAGCCGGUAGCUCAGUGUGGGCGUGUUGUCCAGCUAAGGAUGCUGAAUGUUGAGUCAAGGAGAAGUAUCAAAUGUUUAUUAAUUCUGCCACCCUGACCAUGGGCUAAGUUCAGGCAUAUAGUAUUAGAUCCUGUUUCUUCUUUACUUAUGUACGCUUGAAGCUGAUGGUCACACACCAGAAAGUGUAUUACCCAGUUUUGAAGGGAUUGCUAGAGUGGUGCCCGUCACAUUUGCCAACUGUGAUGUGUUGGGCACACCUCUCAGGGUUAAUGGAGCAUUUAGGACUUGUGCAUUCAACCUGACAAUCAAUAUUUUAUACCUUUGUCCUGUGCUAGAACUUAGACUAGUUAUCAUUAUAUAUAAUGUGUAAAAAUAUUUUAUUUAUGCUUUGACUGCACAGUAAGCCAUUUUAAUGCCUUUGUGAAUAGAAUAUGUACAGUGUUUUGUGUCAAAUUAUGAUUGGAUAGUGUUAGGCUUGGUGUCAUUUCAUCCAGGCUGGCUGAUUACUGAAACGAUUCGUAGUGGUAUAGUUACAGUAAUUCUUUGAAAAAGCGUGCACAUCACAUAUUUAUUUGAACACACACACGCACUUACUUACUUACGGCUGUCCGUCGUAGCCAACGAUGACUCUGCUUCAUUAUGAAAUCGAUGAUGACGAUGAUGAGUGGUGAACUAGGGAUGUUGUCGGCGGUGCCACUGGAGUCCAAUCCUUGACCCGUAGACUCUAUCUCACAUUGGGCAGGACAGCUCCGGGUUGGGUGUGUUGUUUGUAGGAAGGACAAGAAAAGCCACAGACAUUUAAUAUUCCAUCGCUUUCCUAAGGAUAAAGACUGGAGAUUAUAAUUAUGUCAUGGAGAUAAAGGAGUUAAGUGUAGUUACUAGUUUAAGUUACCAUGGCUUUGGCCCCAUGUCUGCUAUGAGGUAAGUUUAAAUUAAUGUUUAAAGGAAUCAUCGGCCUCGGCUUGAGGAAGAUUAUGACGCCCGUAUUAUUAAACAUCUUCCCUUGAAGAGGGUCGUCGUGUUUCAACCCGAGUUUUAAACUAAAU